Mercurialis annua (annual mercury) is the source of this 2233-nucleotide messenger RNA. Its product is annotated as O-fucosyltransferase 6-like. The coding region runs from base 146 to 1882 and encodes 578 amino acids. The record is from RefSeq and is a predicted model, not a curated record. NCBI's taxonomy places the organism in Eukaryota, Viridiplantae, Streptophyta, Magnoliopsida, Malpighiales, Euphorbiaceae. The transcript has 10 exons.
UUGCAGCCAGCCAGCCAGCCCAACAAAAACACACCCUUUUUUCAGUUAUUUUUACCUUUCUUUCUUCUACUUCAUAAUCUCUUCCUCUCCCAUAUUUUCUUGUUUCCAAAACAUAAUUCAAAAACUCAAAAUAUAAAACAUCAGAAUGAAGAAAAAGAAAAGCAAGAAUAUUAUCAUCGCCAUCAGUAGCAGCAUUAGCCUACGGCGGCGCCACCACCCCCACCCCCACCUCCACCAGCCGCUGUUUCAGUUCUUUUACGCUUUUUCUUGUUUCCUUCUUGUUUUCUUCGUUGCUUUCUCCCUUCUCGCUUCUCCUCCUCCGAUCACCGACCACCACUCCUCGCCAUUGUCUGAAAAUAUUGUGAGCACAGUGACAGUUGGCUCGAGUUCUGAUGUACAUACGACGUCGUUUCUUGUUCCGGAAAAUGGAGAGAAUAAAGGAGGUGAUAUAUGGAAAUCAAGAUUAUCUAAAUUUUACUUCGGUUGUAGCAAUGCCACCCUUAACUUUUCAACUGCUGGGGUGAAAACUCACGCUGAUCGCUACUUGCUGAUUGCUACAAGCGGAGGCUUAAAUCAACAGAGAACAGGGAUAACAGAUGCUGUUGUUGCAGCUUAUAUUCUGAAUGCUACUCUUGUUGUUCCAAAACUGGAUCAGAAAUCGUUCUGGAAAGAUUCUAGUGAUUUUGGUGAAAUAUUUGAUGUGGACUGGUUCAUAUCCUUCCUCACAAAGGAUGUUAAAAUCAUCAAACAGCUCCCGGUGACGAAUGGGAAAGUUAUUGCGCCUUAUCACAUGCGUGUCCCAAGGAAGUGUACCCCAAAAUGCUAUCAGAAUCGUGUUUUACCUUUGUUUAAUAAGAAGCAAGCUAUACAACUUGGGAAAUUUGAUUACAGGCUCUCAAAUCGGCUGGACGUGGAUUUACAAAAGCUGAGAUGCAGAGUUAACUACCAUGCUUUAAAAUUUACUGAUCCCAUUCAUGAAAUGGGUAAAAAGUUGGUUGAAAGAAUGCGAGUGAAAAGUAAGCACUUUAUCGCCCUGCACUUGAGAUUUGAACCUGAUAUGCUUGCAUUCUCUGGAUGCAAUUAUGGAGGUGGAGAAAAGGAAAGGACAGAACUCGGUGAAAUUCGGAAGAGGUGGAAAACUUUACAUGAUAAAAACCCCGACAAAGAACGAAAACAAGGAAGAUGCCCACUGACUCCUGAGGAAGUUGGUCUUAUGCUGAGAGCAUUGGGUUAUGGAAGUGAUGUUAACAUGUAUGUGGCAUCAGGUGAAGUCUAUGGAGGUGAAGAGACGCUAGCACCGCUCAAGGCACUAUUUCCAAAUUUUUAUUCAAAAGAAAGGUUAGCUAGCAAUGAUGAGUUGGCACCAUUUUCAUCAUUUUCUUCUCGCAUGGCUGCACUAGACUUUAUUGUUUGUGAUGAAAGUGAUGUCUUCGUCACCAACAACAACGGCAACAUGGCUAAAAUACUAGCCGGGCGAAGGAGAUAUUUUGGGCACAAGCCAACAAUUCGGCCGAAUUCUAAAAAGCUUUACAAAUUGUUUUUGAAUCGACAAAACAUGACAUGGGAUGAAUUUGCUUCAAAAGUUGGCACACAACAGAUUGGCUUCAUGGGGGAGGCAAAUGAGGUGAAGCCAGGCAGGGGCGAGUUCCAUGAAAACCCAUCAUCUUGCUUAUGUGAGGAUUCCGAAGCAAAGGCUCGAGAAGAUCCGAACAUUCUGACUCAUGCCGUGGAUGAUCACGCCACAGAUUAUGAGCAUGAGCAGGAUUCGUCUGAUACAGAUUAUUUGGAGAAUGGACGCGAUGCUCUAGAGAAGGGUGAUUUGUACAUAAGUACCUUACCUAGGACAGACCAACCAGAACUAGAGGAGUUGGUCUCUGACUAACUAAUGAGACUGCUCUCUCACUGACCAAAUGCUCUUAGCCAAACCAUUUUUUUUUCAUCAGGAGAAGGUGCUCCUUGUAUAUAAUUAAGGACUUGGCGAAUAAGCAGGUUCCGAUGACAGAUAUUUGUAAAUGAUAGAGAUUAGAUGCGCAUGGAAGCACAGCUUCCUGUAGCAAAGCUAUUAGUAGAUGUAAAUUUUAUUGAUUCUUGUUUCCGUAAGGCGAGAUUGGUAUAGAAAGGGAACGUGAAACUUAGUAAGAUAUAACUGAUGUAAUUUUUACAUUCUUUUGAUAGAAAAUUAUUUCUUGUAACAAACCUUGUACACUAAAUAAUACAGAUAGCGUUAUUAUAA